Messenger RNA from Solanum stenotomum, 1674 nucleotides. Its product is annotated as peptidyl-prolyl cis-trans isomerase CYP40-like. Gene Ontology annotation, molecular function: protein binding; peptidyl-prolyl cis-trans isomerase activity. The transcript is spliced from 10 exons. Bases 189 to 1274 code for a protein of 361 amino acids. NCBI's taxonomy places the organism in Eukaryota, Viridiplantae, Streptophyta, Magnoliopsida, Solanales, Solanaceae. Gene Ontology annotation, biological process: protein peptidyl-prolyl isomerization; protein folding. The record is from RefSeq and is a predicted model, not a curated record.
GGGCCCAUGGGCUUGUUUCAGCCCAUAGCUGUCCAAAAUGAUCCUCCACACUCUACCAGUCCACAGAUAUUGACAGAAACAGGAAAAUCGCAUGCUGUCCACCGCGUACUGUAGCAUAAACUGCUCCUUCAAAAACUCAAAGGGUUUCCGUUUUUUUCCAUUGAAGCGUUUUUCGAGUCUAAGAGAAAAUGGCGAAUCCGAGAUGCUAUUUGGACAUAAGCCUUGGUGGAGAGCUUGAAGGAAGAAUGGUGAUUGAACUUUACAAAGACAUUGUUCCUAAAACCGUUGAAAAUUUCAGGGCUCUUUGUACUGGUGAGAAAGGCAUUGGCCCUAACACCGGUGUUCCCCUCCAUUUCAAGGGUUCUUGUUUUCAUCAUGUCAUCAGAGGCUUUAUGUUACAAGGCGGGGACAUUUCUGCUGGAAACGGCAGUGGUGGGGAAUCAAUUUAUGGCUUGACAUUUGAAGAUGAAAAUUUUAAACUCAAACAUGAAAGAAAAGGGAUGCUUUCUAUGGCUAAUUCUGGUCCAAAUACAAAUGGGUCUCAAUUUUUCAUCACUGCUUCUCAAACACAUGUUCUAGAUGGAAAGAAUGUUGUAUUUGGACGAGUAAUCAGGGGUUUGGGGAUGAUUCGUGUAAUUGAACAUAUUAAAACAAGUGAAAAUGGUUUUCCUGAUCUUCCUGUGAUAAUAGAGGACUGUGGAGAAAUUCCAGAGGGUGUAGAUGAUGGCACAACUAACUUCUUUAAAGAUGGUGAUACUUACCCUGAUUGGCCAAUAGACCUUGACGUGAAACCAGACGAGGUUGCUUGGUGGAUAAAUGUUGUUGACUGUAUCAAAGCCUUUGGCAAUGAACAUUUCAAGAAGGAAGACUAUAAGAUGGCUAUCAGAAAGUACAGGAAGGCUGUUCGUUAUACCGACUUAUGCUGGGAAAAGGAAGACAUUGAUGAAGUAAAAAGCGAGUAUUUGAGGAAGACAAAGUCCCAGAUACUUGCAAAUAGUUCUGCCUGUAAACUGAAGUUAGGAGAUCUAACUGGAGCAUUGAUAGAUGCUAAUGAUGCAAUUUAUGAUGGAGAAGACAAUGUCAAAGCUUUUUACCGCCAAGGCCAGGUAUAUAUGGCAAUGAAUGCUAUAGAUGCAGCGGCUGAAAGUUUUAAGAAGGCGCUGCAGUUAGAGCCAAACAAUGGGGGGAUAAAGAAGGAGCUGGCUGCUGCAAUGAAGAAGAUUGCUUAUAAACUAGAGCAGGAGAAGAAGGGUUAUGCUAAAAUGUUUCAGUAAAAUUUCCAGUGUUCACAAUAGAAGUAUAGUGGUCAGGUUAACUUUUGGGCCUCAAAACAGCUAGAAUCAGGAUUUGCUUCUUAUGGAGUACAAAAACGAAGGAUUUGUUCUCAACUUCUCAUAGAGUACAAAAACUAACUGUGGUUAUCAAAGUUUGAGCCGAUUUCUGACUUGACUUUUAAUUCUGCUUAGUGGGCAUUCUUCUGUUGAAUACAAAAUAUAUAGCACUGAAUAUACCUCAACGUGUUUUGUACAGAAAGUGAAAGGGAACUUAAUGCAGGAUAAAGUAUCUUUCCAUUUUAUAAUAUAAUGAUAUGGAUGCCCCAAACUUGGUUAUCUGUGGCUUCCGCAAAGUCCUUUGUCUCAGCUUACUCAAUAUUUUUAACCUCUUGAUGUGCAA